AUGCUGGCCGUGAUCAUCUCUUGGUUCUUCCUUGCCCUUUUGGCGAUUCGACUGGUGCAACACCUAUACAGCGUGUGGAAAUCGCCCAAUCGCUCGGUGCCGGGACCAUGGCUUGCUCGUUAUACCCGCCUGUGGUAUUUUUAUCGCGUCUACUCGGGGAACUUCCAUCACGAAAACAUCCAGCUACAUAACCAUUACCACAGCCGUGUUGUCCGCGUGGCCCCCAACAUGUACUCUAUCUCACAGCCCGACAAAGCUGUCUAUGGAAUCGGUGUCAAUGUGCGAAAAAGCGAUUGGUACGAUGGGUGGAAGCACCCAUCACCAGAUAGAUGGUCGCUGUUUCCAGAAAGAAACAUCAAGCGGCACGCCGAAACGAGACGCAAAUUUCAGAAUAUAUACUCCUUGAGUUCACUCGUGAGCUAUGAGAAAUACGUGGACGACUGUGGGGAUAUCUUCACAGAGCGGCUGGUUGAAAUCGCGGCAUCUGGUCAGGACAUUGACUUGGGAUACUGGCUGCGUUGUUACGCAUUUGACGUGAUCGGCCAAAUUACAUAUUCCAAGAGGUUUGGAUUUCUGGACGCCGGAGAGGACGUUGGGGGUCUGAUCAAAGCCAUCAACAAGGUGGUCCUUUACGGGUCCUUGGUCGGCAUUUACGUUGGACUACACCCUAUUACCUUCAAAAUCAUGGAAUAUCUGCCCGGUAGUGGAGCAUCUGCGAGGAUGUACCUGACCCGAUUCGUGCGAGAGAGGGUCGCGCAAAGGGAGGCAGAAAGAGACCAGUCCCACCCCAACGCCGCAAAGAAACAACCUCCCAGGAGCGGCAGCAGUAUGCCAGAGGACUUUUUGAACAAGAUUUUCGGUCUGUAUGAGGAUGGCACGAAAGGCGUGACUAAGUAUCAUGUCUUCAUGAUGGGACAAAGUAAUAUCGUUGCGGGUAGCGAUACAACUGCCGUGAGCCUGAGCUCUAUCCUCUACCAUCUUCUAAAAAACCCCAAAUCAAUGCAGACCCUACGAGCAGAGAUAGCAGAACUUGGUCAACAUGAUGGAUCCGGCACAGGGCACAUCACAUUCCGGCAGACACAAGAAAUGCGGUAUCUACAAGCUGUGAUCAAAGAGGGUCUAAGAUUGCACCCAGUCACCGGUCUCCCAUUAUGGCGAGAGGUACCGGAAACAGGGGCAUAUAUAUGUGGCAGACAAUUCCGUGCCGGAGAUGUCGUCGGUAUUAACUCAUGGGUUGCUCAUUACGACGAGAGCGUCUGGGGAAGCGAUGUGCAUUUGUUUCGGCCAGAGAGAUGGCUUGAGGCAGAUCAAGCCACGCUAAGGAAAAUGGAAAGCCAUUACAUGCCGGUGAGUGCUCCACGUUGCCUGCGAAACCGAUGCAAUGAAGCAUUAGCUGAUGCAACCAUAUCCUCGGGCGGGAUGUAG
Penicillium mononematosum is the source of this 1425-nucleotide messenger RNA. Its product is annotated as cytochrome P450. Bases 1 to 1425 code for a protein of 474 amino acids. The record is from RefSeq and is a predicted model, not a curated record. The transcript has a single exon. Lineage: Eukaryota; Fungi; Ascomycota; Eurotiomycetes; Eurotiales; Aspergillaceae. Gene Ontology annotation, molecular function: heme binding; monooxygenase activity; oxidoreductase activity, acting on paired donors, with incorporation or reduction of molecular oxygen.